Messenger RNA from Haliaeetus leucocephalus (bald eagle), 1239 nucleotides. It is a transcript of the gene IL11RA, whose product is annotated as interleukin 11 receptor, alpha. Gene Ontology annotation, biological process: cytokine-mediated signaling pathway. The transcript is spliced from 12 exons. Bases 1 to 1239 code for a protein of 412 amino acids. Gene Ontology annotation, molecular function: protein binding; cytokine receptor activity. The record is from RefSeq and is a predicted model, not a curated record. Gene Ontology annotation, cellular component: membrane; external side of plasma membrane. NCBI's taxonomy places the organism in Eukaryota, Metazoa, Chordata, Aves, Accipitriformes, Accipitridae.
AUGCACAGUCCCAUCCCAGGCCUGGGCAGGGUGAUGGUGUUCCUCGCGGCAGCUCUGGCAUCAGCCUCCCUUGCUGUCCCUGAGGACAGAGAAGAAGGUGUGCAGUACGGACAGGUGGGGACAGAUGUGACCCUGUCGUGCGCCGGUGCCCAUGCCGGUUCGCCAGUGCAAUGGAGACGGGCAGGUGCCGCGGCGCUGCCGGAGGGCUCAGCCAUCUGGCAGGGAGCCCUGGUGCUGCCGCAUGCCAGCUUGGCCACCGCAGGAACCUACAGCUGCCACAGCGAGGACGGUGGCCUCCUGCAUGCCGUGUCCCUGCAGCUGGGGUACCUGCCGGGAGUUCCCUUUGUGUCCUGCAGAGCGUCUGACUACGAGAAUUUCUCCUGCUCAUGGACCUCCAGUGUGGAGACCUUCCUCCCUACCAGAUACAUCACCACCUACAGGAAGAAAUCGCUGACGGGUGAAGAGAAGCGGAGGAACAAGAAUGGGCACAUGGGGCUGUGCCUGCAGGAUCCAUCCCGCCCUGGCACCUGCACCGUCCAUGGGUCAGAGUUCUGGAGCUCCUACCGCCUGAACAUCACUGAGGUGAACCCCCUGGGCUCCAGCUUCCGACUCCUCGACAUCACCAUGCAAGCCAUCAUUAAGCCGGACCCUCCAGAGGGCUUGGUGGUGGAGCCCAUUCCCCUGGCCCCACGGCGGCUCCAUGUGAGCUGGAAGUACCCUUCCUCCUGGCCCAAGGAACCCCACUUCCAGCUCAGGUUUCGGCUCCAGUACCGGCCCGUCAUCCACCGCUCCUGGUCUGUGGUGGAGACGGUGAACCUCUCGGAGGUGAUCACAGAUGCCUUUGCUGGGCUGGAGCACGUGGUCCAAGUCAGCGCCAAGGAUUUCCUGGAUGCGGGGAACUGGAGCGAGUGGAGCGCCGAGGCCCGGGCGACACCGGUCAGAGACCCAGCCACUGUGGCAAGUGAAGAAACCACUACAGACACCAGCCUGGAGAGCCUGGCCGAGGAGCCCUCCCAGGCUCCCAACCCUGAGCCCAUCAACCACAGUGACCCCCUGGAGAAGACAGCUGUCCUGGUGUCCCUUGGGAUCUUUGCCUUCUUUGUCCUGGCUGCUGUUCUCGUCAUCACCAUCCUCAUCUGGCUCCGGGUGAGGAAACAUGGCAAGGACAAGACCAAACCCCACAACUUUUUGGUUGCUGCCACCCACUUGAAGGCACUGCCAAAGGCCCAGAUCCUGUAG